This is a messenger RNA of Phasianus colchicus (ring-necked pheasant), 1254 nucleotides long. Lineage: Eukaryota; Metazoa; Chordata; Aves; Galliformes; Phasianidae. The record is from RefSeq and is a predicted model, not a curated record.
AGUCAUAAACGGUAACAAACCCUGUUUCCAUGUAUCUAUAUAUCCUGCUGUGCCAGCUGGAUAAGUGCAGCCAAACUCUUUGAUGGCAGUAUUUCAGUUGGACUGCUCAGAGUCAGGGGAAUACAUGACUUUACAUCCAGUUUUUCUUUUGAACAGUUUGUGUUGGGGUCCCACCAGAAUUAUCAUGUCUGGAAAGGCCAAAAAAGGGAGCAAAGAGCCGAGCGCUGCCUGGGAAGGAAAUGGGUAAGGAAGGGAGAGGGGAGCUGGGGCACCUCGGGGCUGGAGAGGUGGGACAAAGCACACGGGACUGGAGGAGGCCGAGCAAAAGGCACAAGGUGGGGAGCAGCACCGGGCUCCUGCGCUGCCGGUUUGCGCUCUGCUCCUCGGAGACAGCGGUCAGAGGGAAGGAGCUGUGUGAAACCAGGGCCGCGGCGCCAGAGCUAAGCAGCCCAGCACAGGAACACGGGAAAACGCAAGCGCGUGGUGACUGGGCCGAAAGCACGAAGAGGGGCGUCACAGAGCUCAAACACCACGUGCAACCUGAGGCCGUGCUGAAACACGGAAUGGGAACAAUGUGACCGUCCGUCUGUAAAUGUUACCCAAACACGGGGGCACAAGGACACACUGCCGCCAGCCCUGCCUGCUGUGCCCGACGAGCCCCUCCGCGCGCCCCUCGCAGCUGCCACCAGCCGGGCACAGCCGGGACUCUGGUCCGGCCCCCGCUCCCCUCCCGCCCGCCCUCCGGCCCGGAAGCGCACGGCGGCCGUCCCGGAGCGCCCGGCCCGGCCCGGGAGCCGCCACGGGAGCCGCUCGCAGCGCCGCGGCCGCCGCCGCCCGCCCGCCGCCUCCGGGGCGUCCCCCGGCCCCGCAGCUGACGGCGCUGGAGAGGCGCAUCGUGGAGCUGCACCGGGAGGCGGCCGCGGCGGGCCGGCAGACCUACGUGGACCCAGCCACGGGCUACCAGGUGCUCACCGAGGCCGCCCACUUGCGGAGAGGUAAAUGCUGUGGCUCUGCGUGCAGACAUUGUCCAUAUGAGCAAGUUAACGUAAGAGACCAGUCGAAAAAGAAGCGCUUCAACUCUUUUUUCUAUGUGUGACCAUGAACGCCUCUGCACUCAGCGAGAACGGCUGCAGGACCUGAGCACACCUUAUAGCUCCACGUGGCUGCCACCACCAGCACGCUGCCAUGCGCCGUGCCUGCAGCCGGCACACGGUGACUGCGCUUUCAUUGCAAUAAAGCACCAACUGAACGGUG